Molecule: messenger RNA, 558 nt
Organism: Mauremys reevesii (Reeves's turtle)
Lineage: Eukaryota; Metazoa; Chordata; Testudines; Geoemydidae
Product: protein S100-A2-like
Exons: 3
Coding region: 91-402 (103 amino acids)
Cellular component (GO): cytoplasm
Molecular function (GO): transition metal ion binding; calcium ion binding
Source: RefSeq, a predicted model, not a curated record
GUUUGGUUUUGCAGCCAGUGCGGGACCCAGUGGCUGGAUGCGGCUUGAUAUUCCCAGCAGAAAUUCCUUCGUCCCCCCCCGGCAUCAGCCAUGGCAGCUCCGCAGACCCUGCAGCAGGCGCUGGCUGUGCUGGUUUGCACUUUCCAGCGCUAUUCCAAACAGGAAGGCGACAGAUUCACGCUCAGCAGAGGGGAGCUGAAGGAGCUGCUGGAGAAGGAGCUGCCCAGCCUGGGAGAUGUACAAGCGAAGGAAGGCGCCUUUGAGGAACUGCUGAGCAUCCUGGACGCUAACAGAGACGGGGAAGUUGACUUCCAGGAGUACAUUCGCUUCGUGGCGGUGGCGUGCACCUUAUGCCACGAGUUUUUCGUGGACUCCCCUGUAGUUCUGCCACGUGCACAAUAAACCCACCCCUGCUGGGGCACAGGCAGCUGGUUUUGUGCAGGGCAUGAAUACAAAGCAGGAGAGCAAAAUUAUAAGUCUGGCAGGAACUGUGCAGCUACCUGGGAACCUCGCACUGGGAAAGGUCAUGGUGUGUCAAGGACUGAACUCACGUCUACC